UGUGAGUGUGGUGGGGUGCCCGACAUAGGUAGUGAUGAGGGCUCUAGUCCGUCACUCUGCAGUCUUGCGAGAUUCACGUGGUUUGGUGUUACAAGUAACGAGUUAGAGCGCCGAGCUCUUCAUCAUAGCGACCGCGAGCUUUGUCGUCAAGAUUUGCUUCAGUGGUCGAGCUUUGCGUUAUUGAUGGCUUCCUUCAUUCUACUUCACGCUUUGCAGGCGUCAAGUGAAGUGUGUUGUAUUUUAGUGAACGUCUUUGUAUGAUGGUAUUGUACCUCAGUGAUCGAGUGCUAUAUUACUCUAUUAUUCGAUUACUCGGGAAUGCGUGCUUGAGCUUGUAUCAGAAACAUAUUUAUCCAAUAGAGAGGAGAGAACUUAUCAAGAACGAGUGAUGCGUUAUGUUACUCAAUAAUGUGAUCGUGCAAUCAACAAUAUUAUCAAAAUAGUCAUGUAAGAUGUGAACCCAACGAUAAAAAUUGCCAUGGAAUCCCGCAUGCUGGAAACAUCGCGUUUUGUGCAGAAAAUGGACAUCCUGGAGCAGGCGCGCCUGAGUCUGCAGGCGGUAAAUCAUCUGUCGGCGAGCGCUCGAUUUUUACCGACAUUGCCGGUGCCGGAGCGACCGUCGAGCGGUCCCUUGUUCCAGCAGAAUCGGGACCGGGAGAUCGAGCUCAUGACUACCGAUUCCUCAAACAGCGAAAGCCCCAAGUUUUUGAGCGGAUCUGCACCUUCCAUAGGGGGCUCUCAUCAUCACUCGUCGAUGAGGAUCGACUCGCCAGAGGCUCGGUCCCCACGCUCAUGCAAUUCCCCACUAGUGGGGCCCAAUACCCCAUCCAAUGAGGUGUCGUGUAUGUCUGUUGACGACGGUGCCGAUGCGGACAACGACGACGACGAUGAUGAUGAUGAUAUUUCAGUGGGUUCCCCACCCUCCCCACCGGCGCAUUCCUCAUCCAUAGGAAUGCCAUCGUCAUGUUCACCUCCACCAUCAGCCCCAGUGCUUCCUUCCCCAGUUCCUUCCCCAUCCUCUCUUUUGGCUCCUUCCAUGAUGCCUUCGACUUCCAUUAUUUCCUCCAUGGCGUCACCGCUUCCUUCUUAUGCCUCGCACCAGAUAAGCAACAUCCUCAGCAACCCGACGCCACAAACCUCACUUCGGUUGCACUCUCCUAACUCCACUAACUCGAGCAACCCUAUAAGCCCUCAAAAUAAUUUUAAAGGACCACAUCCUAGCGUAAGCACCUGUACAAGUAAUAAUCUUACCAAUAAUGAUAUUAACAGUAAUCGUAUUGAUAGUAACGACAGGCUCUUGAAUGUCACGAAUUCUGUGAACGUCGCCGCUCUUUUAUCCAGUUCCCCCGCUUGUAAAGGGGGAACUGAAAACUCCGGAGGUGACCAACCGAGCACUCACCCUAAAGUUGAGCCCAUGGACCCGGAUUUAAUAAGCCGAACCCCUCCUGUGGCCCACCAAGCUCCCUCUCCACCAAACCCCGCUACGUUGCGGCAGCUCAAGUUUUCAAUCGACAAUAUUCUAAAGCCUGAAUUUGGCUUGAGAAGACACGAAGAAAAUUCAGGGGACUCGUCCGAACCAGUCAACCUAAGCAGGGAGGUCGCCGGUGGCGUUGGGGGAAUAUAUUCAACUGGGGACGUCGGUCGUGGAUCUGUCUCCCCAGCUAGACCACCUCCUCAAAGAGGAUCGGUAACUUCACUCACUAACGAACAAGGAAAGCUAACUUCCGACACGGAACUGUGGCCAGCAUGGGUCUUUUGUACAAGAUACUCCGAUCGACCUUCUGCAGGUCCCCGAACACGGCGCAUCAAGCGACGGGACAAGAAGGAGGAGAAGAGACCGAGGACGGCGUUCACUGCCGACCAGUUGGCCAGGCUCAAGAAGGAGUUCACCGAGAACAGAUACCUGACGGAGAAGCGUCGUCAGGACCUGGCUCGCGACCUCGGCCUCAAUGAGUCCCAGAUCAAAAUUUGGUUCCAGAACAAGCGCGCCAAAAUCAAGAAGCAGACGACGGGCCAUAAGAACCCCCUGGCCCUGCAGCUCAUGGCCCAGGGCCUCUACAACCACAGCACCAUCCCCAUCAGGGAGGAGGACGAGGAACAGCUCCUGCAGCACGCCAUGUGAGGCGUCUUGUGAGGGCAUGCCAUGUGAGGGCCUGUCUUGUGAGGAGCCUGUCACGUGAGGGGCCUGUCUUGUGAGGGGCGCGCCAUGUGAGGGGCCUGUCUUGUGAGGAGCCUGUCACGUGAGGGGCCUGUCUUGUGAGGGGCGCGCCAUGUGAGGGGCCUGUCUUGUGAGGGGCCCGUCUUGUGAGGGGACCGCCACGUGUGGUCCCCGUCAUCUGAGGGGCCCAGGACCUCCUCAGAAAUGACGCGUUGCGUCCAUGUGAGGCCAGCUUAUGUGAGGCCAUCGUGAGUGAAACCUGAGCACGUAAGAUCAUGUGAGCAGCUUUAGGUUGUGAGGCAUAUGAGGCCAAAGAUCGUGAGGCGUUUGUGAGGCCGCUUGAAGAUUUCGCAAGUGAAAUCAUUUAUGCCAAUUUUCAUGUUGUAUUCAAGAUUUACACAACCAGAAUUUUUUUUUUCAAAAUUGCCCACAUUCGGGCUACGAUGCAAAUACCUGAUGAGACCAAAUAAACUGUAAAUUUCGAAGGAAAUCGUAAACUUUUUUAACGUUCCCGCACUUCCCGUAAAGUGUUUAGAAGAUACGAGGGAAUGCGUUGUCCUUUGGCUGCCAAAAGGGUAUCAGUGCGAAAGUGUGUCAUUAUUAGGACAGGAUGACUCAUUAUUUUACUGAGUGUGUCGCGAGGGGACAGCGAUCCGGUGAUCAGGUCUUGGUUUAUAUAAAGUAAAGCUGUAAAAAAGUAAAGUAAAGUAAAUUAUUAGCUUUUUAACAUCAUGAUGGAAUGUUUGAGAACUGCUACAGAAUUCUACGAAAAACAAGUAAUUUUCUCUAACAAUACGAAAUUUAAUCUACCAAAUGGGAAUGAAGUUUUUAAGUAAAUGGUUGCGGUGGCUAUAUAUCUUAAGAGUAGAACACUGAGAUCUCUCAAUUGAUUCCAUGCCUAGGAGCUAUAAUGAUGAAGUUCAAAAAGGCGCAUAUAAACUGUAAACAUUAAUCACAUAUACACGUACAAAGAACGCGUCAUGUGAAACCCACAGUUUAAGAUUAUACAAGUGCACUGACCACUAAGAAACAGAAACUUCGUGUAAACUUGCUACGUAAAUUCAUGGCUUUUUGUUUAGGUUUAUUGGGGGCUUUUAUUUUUUAUCUUAACUGUGUUCACAAAAAGUAUGAUAAAUGAAGAGAUAACUGCUUUAUUUUUCAACAUGGAAUUGCAGGUUUGGUCAAUUCAGGGAGAGAUUGCGUGCAAUCUGACUUUGACCGACGCAUUUUUUGAGCCUGUAUCUCGGUGUAAGUAGGUCUAUAUAAUGUUAAAAAUUUAUCGAUAUAUUGUGUAUAAUUAUGAAAAUGUUUU
This is a messenger RNA of Hyalella azteca, 3470 nucleotides long. Its product is annotated as homeobox protein engrailed-1. The record is from RefSeq and is a predicted model, not a curated record. Gene Ontology annotation, molecular function: RNA polymerase II cis-regulatory region sequence-specific DNA binding; DNA-binding transcription factor activity, RNA polymerase II-specific. The transcript has 4 exons. The coding region runs from base 479 to 2122 and encodes 547 amino acids. Gene Ontology annotation, cellular component: nucleus. Gene Ontology annotation, biological process: regulation of transcription by RNA polymerase II; multicellular organism development; neuron differentiation. NCBI's taxonomy places the organism in Eukaryota, Metazoa, Arthropoda, Malacostraca, Amphipoda, Hyalellidae.